Marchantia polymorpha subsp. ruderalis is the source of this 3506-nucleotide messenger RNA. Lineage: Eukaryota; Viridiplantae; Streptophyta; Marchantiopsida; Marchantiales; Marchantiaceae. The record is from the annotation of a GenBank genome assembly.
UUGCUUUGGCAAAGGACAGGAAGAAAAUUUGAGCUUUGGGUUCGAUAAAUGGAAAGUCACAUUAAACGGCCAGAAUGAGAAGGAAUGGAGGAAACGAGGAUCCGAGUGUGAGGCGUGGGAAGGAGAGGGGGACCAAGGAACAAGUCCGAACUGAGCCAGAGCCUCGUGAUUCCGGGACCCAGCUCGAAACGAUUCGCGACGACAGAUUCUCGGAGGCAGAGGAGGAUCGGCAUGGACGUGCAUGAAGUGCAUGGGAAUCUGUGUCCUGCCUCUGGGAACAUAGCGCCCGACGAGGUUUCGAUUCGUGGGCAGGAUCUCGAACUGUCGAAUUUUUCGAGCUGAUCUCAUGGGACCAUUCGAGGAGCAAGAGUCGUGAUCCGAGCAUUUGUGGUUGUUUGUGGAAGAUCAUGAACCCUAACCCUAGUGCUUGCCAGUGCUUGCCUGUGUCAGCAUUUUCUCUGUUCUCUGCUCCUGGGCUGAAUGGGAAGCUUGUCACCAAGACCUGAGCCAGCGUAUCGAACUGAAGGAUCCAGCUCGUGUUGCUCCGGGAUCUUGUGAAUUGGACCGGAGUUUGGGAUUUCACCGCUGCCAGUUCCUGCAGCUUGGGAAAAUGUCUCGGCAGAGCACAGUUCUGGUGGUAGCGUCAUGUGCAUCGGUGCUCGUAGUCUCCGUCUCUGUGUUCAUUUAUAUGAGGAAUAAGAAGACCCGAGCCGAAGCUGAUAGAGAGCUGAAGAAUCUGCUGAACAAGGAGAGGAGACCGCAGACCGAGGAGGAAGAUCUGGAGGAAGCUGAGGACGAGGAGGGCGAGGAUGAGGAUGAGGAUGAUGAAGAUGAUGAUGAUGAUGGAGAUUUAGAGGAGCCGGAAGGAAUUGGUCUGGACUCGAAAGAACAGAGCAGUAAGGUUGGUGGGUGCUGUAAAACCAGCCGUGAUUCAGAGAAGCGCAGUAAUGGUAGUGGGUGCUGCAAAGCCAAAGGUACAGCAAGCUCUUGUGGUUCUAAAGAGCAGAAUGGAUUGGCAGGUGACACUCAAGGGAAUUUUAUCGACGACGAUGUUGCAUUUUUGUACCCUGCAGCUGAUGAGGAAACACCUGGGGCGACUGGAAAUACAGAAUGUGGUAAUGGGUGUGCCAGUCACACCACGAGUAAUGAGAGCUCAGCGGAGGUUUGUGGUAAACUUUUGUUUGUCUCAGAAACUGGCACAUCGCAGAAAUUGGCAGAGAAUCUCGGUAACCAGUUGUUAGGUCGGGGAGUGGCAGUGAAAGUAGUGGACGCACGCUCGUACGAGCCCGAGGAUUUGGCCAAAGAAAGCUUGGUCAUCAUUGUUGCGAGCACUUGGAGCGAGGGGAAGGCUCCGAAGAACGGCUCUUAUCUCUUGCAGUGGUUGGAUGAGAGCUCUGAAGACUUUAGAGUGGGCUCUGGGCUGCUACAGAAUUGCAAAGUCGCAAUUUUUGGAGUGGGAAGCAGCGUUUAUGGAGAGAAUUUCAAUGUGGUUGCAAAGGCUUUUGAAAGCCACCUUACUGCACUAGGUGCACACCUGAUACUUGCCAGUGGAGUGGGGGACGAUGACUUAGGUGAUGUAGAGGAGCAGUUCGAGACGUGGUCCCAGAGUCUAGUGGAUCACAUCCGAGGAACAGGUGCAGGUUCUGUGUUAGAAUCCUCUACCGAGAAUGUUCCCGUUAGUAAGGAAAAUGAAACAUUAAUGGAGGAAAUGGUAGAAGAAAUUUAUUACACUGAUACUGACGAAGAAGACAAGGAGAACACGGAUACGUUAGUGGACUUGGAGGAUAUGGCGGGAGCACUAGGAUCAACUGUGAAAACAAAGGACCCCAAGAAGAAGGGUUUCGUGAGGAAAGGGAAGAAGAAUGUGCAGGGAGGCCAAGCGAAAAAGGUUGAAAAGUAUUUUCAAACCCCGAAUGGCGACGACAGAAAAGAGAUGGUCACUCCAGUACUUAGAGCUAGCUUAGAGAAGCAGGGAUACAAAAUCUUAGGUUCGCACAGUGGCGUCAAGUUGUGUCGUUGGACGAAAUCACAGCUGCGGGGUCGUGGAGGAUGCUACAAGCAUUCAUUUUACGGUAUCGAGAGUCACCGCUGCAUGGAGACAACUCCGAGUCUGGCCUGUGCGAAUAAGUGUGUAUUCUGCUGGAGGCAUCACACGAAUCCAGUCGGAAAGAGCUGGCGCUGGAAAAUGGAUGACCCUGUUGAAAUUGUCAAUGCUGCCCUGGAUCAACAUACAAGUAUGAUUAAGCAAAUGAAAGGUGUUCCAGGAGUGAAGCCAGAGCGUUUGCUAGAGGGAAUGACUCCAAGACAUUGUGCCUUGUCACUUGUCGGGGAACCCAUCAUGUACCCCGAAAUUAAUACACUUGUGGACGAGUUGCACAAACGACGUAUAUCCAGCUUCUUAGUAACAAACGCUCAGUUUCCCGACCGCAUUACACAACUCAGCCCUGUCACCCAGCUCUACGUUAGUGUGGAUGCUGCCACGAAAGAGAAACUGAAGGCUAUCGACAGACCUCUCUUCAGUGACUUCUGGGAGCGCUUUACGGAUUCUCUUACUGCUCUACGAGAUAAACGCCAGAGAACUGUGUAUCGUUUGACAUUGGUGAAAGGCUGGAAUGUUGCCGAGCUUGAUGCAUACGUUCAGCUUUUACAGCUGGGACAACCUGACUUCAUUGAAAUCAAGGGUGUGACUUAUUGUGGCUCCACCGCAACGUCAUCGCUGACCAUGGAGAAUGUACCUUGGCACCAAGAUGUCAAGGACUUUGCUGAGGCCAUGGUAGCAGCAACGAAUGGUGAAUAUGAGCUUUCUUGUGAGCAUGUUCAUUCAUGUUGCGUGCUUUUGGCGAAGGUCUCGAAGUUCAAGAAGGACGGAAACUGGUAUACGUGGAUCGAUUACGAGAAGUUUCAUGAUCUGGUGGCAUCCGGAGAGCCAUUCAGCAGCGAAGACUACAUGAUGCAAACCCCCAGCUGGGCUGUUUAUGGAGCUGAGGAAGGAGGCUUUGAUCCCAAGGAGGUUCGUGUUAAGAAGGAGAGGAGACACGGAGCGUCUGCUGACCCUGGUGGAUGCACAUGAAACCUGGUUACUGUAACAGUCAGGACGGUUCCGAGACAGGACUAUCGAGACCUCAUCGAUUAUCUCUCCAUUCUGCCUACACCCUGAAAUCAAGGGAUGCAGUCCUCAGUAGAAGUGCUGGUUUUUUGGUACUAGCUGUUGUCAAUUUAUCCUCGAGGCUUUAUCAGUUGUGAGGAUAAGGUAUUACCAUCAGGUCAAUGUCCGUGCUCUUCUGUGACAUAAGAUGAUCAGUCUGUAGCACGACUUGUAUAUUAGUCAAUUUUUCCCGGAAGGGUCGAAGUCCACCGUGCGAGAAGCGAGGUAUCUUAGAUAGAGGACGGGGAUUUUCAUUUUGUGGCGAUAGCAUGGAGCUUUCUUCAUCGAUGUGAAUAAUGAUACCUCUCAUCACUUUGAUGAUCGACUUACUAUACAUUCAAAGAGAAAAUUAUUUUCAGCC